AUGGAUUUCAGGUCACCGGCGACUCAAGCUUGGUCGGACGUCCUCAAGUGGCUGCCGACACAGUCGGUUUUGGAGCUAAGCCUUGUGUGCAGGGAGUGGCGUGCCAUGGCCUUGAAUCCCCACUUCCACCAGUCCCAUGUCGUCCAUGCCAACUCGGUCAAAAAGCAUCAUCAUAUCAAGUUCGUCAUUGAUCCGUCAUUUGGUGUUCUCUGGGACAUGGAUGGCAUCGAUAAUUUUCCAUUUUCGCCAGACAUUACAGCCGGCCUGUUUCACUGUUCUCAACCUUGCCACGGCCUAAACGUGGGCACCUUAAAUGGCAUGGACUUCUUGUGCAAUCCUGCAAUGGGCUACAACCAGCUCAUCCAACAUGAUGACGAAGAUGUUCAGAACAACCAAGAAAAUAGAUCCUUUGCUGCCCGUAUCGCAUUGGGGUACGACUCUCACAUCGACGACCAUGUGUUGGUGUCUCUUGCCUACGAGGAGAAGAACAUGGACACCCGUCAAUACAAACUACGAUGCAAUGUGCGAACUGUGUAUGGUGACCAAUGGUAUGAGAAUGACCCUCCGCCGAGGCCAGUGGCUGAUUCGCCACCCGCCUACGCAGAUGGCAAGAUUUACUGGUUGGUCGAGCCAAAGCUCGGGCCGAGCACCACUGCAACCUGCGAGCUCGUGGCAUUUGACACCAUAGAAAGAGAAUUUGAGGUUGUGGAAGGGCCACCGUGCAGCUACAAUGGAGGCCGCAUAUCCGUUGUUGAGCUCCAUGGCAUAAUUCAUGUGGCGUGGUCGGAUCAAGACGCAGAUGCCAUUGACGUAUGGGUGAUGGAUGACAACGGCGCUUGGUGUGUCGAGUACCGCAUAGAGCUCGCUGAGUUCUGGCCGGAGUACUCAUCCGAGAGAACAACGAUCAUGGCUAUUGAUCCUACAGAUGGACGGAUUUUGCUCAGCACAGGAAGAUCAUUAGGAUACUACAAUCUCAAGACCAUGGAGCUGGAGACAAUCUACCGUGUCACUGCUCAGUCAGUGUACCAUGAUGACAGGCCACAUUUCUGUGCUGUUGUCUACCAAGAAAGCCUAUUCCGCCCAUUUAUGAGGGAGUAA
Molecule: messenger RNA, 1098 nt
Organism: Aegilops tauschii subsp. strangulata
Lineage: Eukaryota; Viridiplantae; Streptophyta; Magnoliopsida; Poales; Poaceae
Molecular function (GO): protein binding
Source: RefSeq, a predicted model, not a curated record